GCGGGGAGCCAGAGGAGGCGGAGGCAGAGGAGGAGGAAGCCGGAAGUGCUUCGGCCCGGAUCGGCCUGGGCGUUGCGGGAUUGGGGCCUGGGAUCGCUCGGCCCCGGGCAGCCGAGAAGCCCGUGACGGGGCAGAGCGGCGCCAUCCCAGCCUUGAGGCCGGCUGACCGCUCAGCGCUGGCAUCCAGGACAUUGCUCUCCUACCUGGGACAGGCAGGCGACCCGCAGCGACCGCACAGCGACGGCGGGCGGCCCCGGGCAUGUACGCCCCUGGAGGCGCAGGGCUGCCGGGCGGGCGCCGGCGGAGGAGCCCGGGAGGCAGUGCUCUGCCCAAGCAGCCCGAGCGUAGCCUGGCCUCGGCUCUGCCCGGCGCCCUGUCCAUCACGGCGCUAUGUACUGCCCUCGCCGAGCCCGCCUGGCUGCACAUCCACGGAGGCACCUGUUCCCGCCAGGAGCUGGGGGUCUCGGACGUGCUGGGCUACGUGCACCCGGACCUGCUGAAAGAUUUCUGCAUGAACCCACAGACAGUGCUGCUCCUACGCGUCAUUGCUGCCUUCUGCUUUCUGGGUAUCCUGUGUAGUCUCUCUGCAUUCCUCCUGGACGUCUUUGGGCCCAAGCACCCAGCCCUGAAGAUCACCCGCCGUUAUGCCUUUGCCCACAUCCUCACCGUCCUGCAGUGUGCCACCGUCAUCGGCUUUUCUUACUGGGCUUCUGAACUCAUCCUGGCCCAGCAGCAGCAGCAUAAGAAGUACCAUGGCUCCCAGGUCUAUGUCACCUUUGCCGUCAGCUUCUACCUGGUAGCGGGCGCCGGCGGAGCCUCCAUCCUGGCCACUGCAGCCAACCUCCUGCGCCACUACCCCACAGAGGAGGAGGAACAGGCGUUGGAGCUGCUGUCGGAGAUGGAGGAGAAUGAGCCCUACCCCGCCGAGUAUGAGGUCAUCAACCAGUUCCAGCCGCCCCCUGCUUACACGCCCUAGUGGAAGCCAGGGCUUUCUUUGGCGGCCCCUCUCCCACCCAGAGGAGCGACUUGCCCCUGCAGUCCUCACCAGUAGGACCUGAUCAUCUUCAUCAAACCCUCCCCAGGAGAGACUCUGCCUUAGGGUUGUUCCUGCAUCCCUAUACCGGAAGCUGGGACUCAGCGAUUUUACAUAAAGCUCUCUUUCCCCACCCCGCAACCCUCUGCUCCCUUCUGGCUCACGAGUCACUACCAACCAGGGAUGGGACCCAGACUUUGCUUGGGAGCUGCCGAAAGUGGACAGUCCCAGAGAGAAGUGUUACCAGGUCGGCGAGUGUCCCACAGCUGUGGCCCUACGCCCACCCCCUCCUCCCCUCUCUGAGUGCCCCGGUCCGGUCCCAGGCUGCACACUCUGGGGACUCUCUGCACUUUAGUCUUCGGCCUUCUCCCAAUGUGUGUUCUGGUUUGAUGGGGAGCACAGCAGUUGCUCUCCCUGCCCUGCCCUGGCUUAUGUGUCUGGUGUCAGGCAAGGAAAGCAGAGCUGGCAGGAGACCGAGGCCUCCCGGUGCCUACAUCGGAUCAGCGUGAAGGGGAUUCAGUCUCCCAGCCCCUUUGCCUUUUAAAUGUGAGUGGUUUUAAAAGGAAAAACAAAAUCAAGCAACAGCAAGCAUAUUCUCUUUUUAAAAUAAGCUGUUGUUGUUUUUUCAAAAAUGUAUCCCAUCCCUUGGGCUCUGCAAUAUUUGGGACCACAGUUCCUUCUGAGCCCAUGGUCCCCUUCUCCAAGUCUCCCCAUGCAGAAUGCAGCCUCUCUCCCCCGGCUCCUUCCCGCCAGCCCCUAGGGCUCCCUGGGGCCUCCCUGUGGAAUCAGAGCCUUGGGGUCUCUCCAGGGGCUGAGGACUGUGGCCUGGCUGGCCGGCCAGCGUGGUGCUCCUCAGGACUGUGGCUCUGAGACGUAGCCUGGCCUCAGCUCAGGAAUAGGGGCCACAGCAGGGCAGGACCCUCCCCUGUCCGCGGGGAACUCGAGCCAGCAGGACCCCCGUGUUGGGAUCAGACUAAGCAGGCCUGGCUAUUCCUAGACUGCACCUUGGGGCUACAGCCUGCUGCAUGCCUCUCUCCCUUUCUUGAAUGUUCUCUGGGCUGGCAGCGUGCUCCUGGCUCCUUCUUGCCUUGCUGUUGCUCUGGUUUACCCCAUUUGCUCUGGGUUUGGCUGAAUUUUCUGCCCCAAGACCUGGGGGAUAAAGUAGGCAAAACUCAGGAGACCCUCAGUGUGGAUCCUGAGGACUAAGCUGCCCUUGUCUGGUUCCUGGCUUGUUUGGAGUUUGUGUCCAGUGUUGAGCUAAGGAGGCUGAUUCCGGUCUCCUCCCACCUGCAAAGGGAUAGGCAGUUUUCAGCAGGAACGAAGAAAGGACAUCACCACUGAGCUGUGGCUAGAAGGAGACUGUGGUGUCAUCAUCUGCCUUGGGCUGGGUUGACCAGGGAUGUCUAGACAGAUGCCUGUGUGGAGACCACGUCUGCAUGUGAGUGAGUGGCUGCCUGGAAUUCACUGCUUGAUGCCAAAGUGUGCCCCGAUGUGACCCCUACUCUUUCAGACCCUUAGGAAAGGCUGCUGGAUGAUACUUGAGCACAAAGCCAAGGAGCCGAAUGACAUCUUUCUGUAAAGUCCUGAGUCCGUCAUUAGCAUCCUGGAUGUCUGAGCAGGCACCCAACACGCAUGCCAAAGGGAACGGUCGAGGACCUGCACAUGCCCUUAUGGACCGCGCCACGUGAUUUGGAACCCUCUUUUUACUAGGUUCCCAUGCCUCUCACCUUUCUUUCUCUCUCACCCUGCCAUCCCAACACUGAUAGUUUGUCAUAUAAAUCCCCCUGGUUGUGUUUUUCUUUUCUAGGAAAAAUAAUUAAAAAGCAAAACAGUGAAAAAAUCUGAAACUACAAAUAAGAAUGUCAA
Heterocephalus glaber (naked mole-rat) is the source of this 2899-nucleotide messenger RNA. RefSeq names its product transmembrane protein 127 (gene Tmem127). Lineage: Eukaryota; Metazoa; Chordata; Mammalia; Rodentia; Bathyergidae. Gene Ontology annotation, biological process: negative regulation of cell population proliferation; negative regulation of TOR signaling. The record is from RefSeq and is a predicted model, not a curated record. Gene Ontology annotation, cellular component: membrane.